AUGGGACACAAAUGCCACCCCAAGCAGCACAAACCAGCAGGGGUGGUCAGCUGCUUCCAAAAAAUGAUGACGCUCCUGUUGGCGGGCAUCCCGGGUGUCUCCAUCUACCUGGAUGGCAUUGUGGUGCACGGCGCUGCCCAGCCUCAGCAUGACGCCCCAAGUCAUGUCACAGACGGGGAUCAGGAUUUUGUACAACUGCUGCAAGGCCCACUGAAGACAGUCGUCUCCAUGCCAGAGCUGCAGCAAGCAUCCCAGGAUGAUGAGCUGUUUGGACUCCUCCGCACUUACAUCAGAGAGGGAUGGCCAGCCAGGGUGGACGGGAAGCUGCUCCCACUCUACAGAGUUCAUGAUGAACUGUCCUGCUGGGAGGAUGUGCGGUGCUACCACUGCAGAGAGCUGGGGCACCAAAAUAAGAGGUGCUCUAAACUCAAGCAGAGCGCAAACCCAUCCACACCAGCACUGCACACCUCUGAGUCAUCUCCCCCUCAGGGCCCUCAAACAGAGUCUGCUGUGAUGGAGAAGAGGGGGUUCCUCAUCCUUCUGCUUGCAGGGUUUAGUGUGCCUGCGUACAACCAGAUCAGAAAACACGUGUUUGUGGAAACUAAGAAGAGUUGGUCUGAAGCUCAGAGGUACUGUAGGGAGAAUCACACAGACCUGGCCACUGUGAGCAGCCAGGAAGAAGCAGAGCAGCUCUUAAAUAUUACAGGAGCUUCUCUCGGGGAUUCCUGGAUCGGGCUGUAUCGUGAUGACACACAGAACUGGCAGUGGUCUAACAGCGAUGAUGUCAUCUACUCCAACUGGAGGACAGACGACUUCUGUGCUUCAGUCAAUUCAGACGGAAAGUGGACUGAUUUACCCUGCAACCUUCAGAAAGCCUUCAUGUGCUACAAAGAGACCAGCAACAUCACUGAGAGAUACACCCUGAUUGAAGAACUGAAAACCUGGACUGAAGCUCAGCAUUACUGUAGAGAACACCACACCGACCUCGUCAGUAUAAAGAACGCCAGUGAAAAUGAAGAGAUAGUGAAGAAAGCGCAGGGCAAGCCCUUCUGGAUAGGCCUGUUCAAUGAGCCCUGGAAGUGGUCACACCAGGGGGAUAACUACACAUUUCACAACUGGAACUAUGGGGAACCAAACAAUUGGGGAGGGGAUGAGAAGUGUGUGUUGAUGAGUAAGACUGGUGGAUGGAAUGACAAUGGCUGCAACAAUCAGAACUCCUUCUUCUGCUGUGAGGGCGGCUCCUCUGGUCAGUGUUUCUAUGAAGGAACUUUGAAGACAUGGCAGGGAGCUCAGAGCUACUGCAGAAACCAAGGCAGAGACCUGCCCACCAUUCAACACCAGGCCAGGGUUAAUAAGCUUAUAGGUCUUAUACCUUCAACUAGUAACUGGUAUUACUGGAUCGGGCUGUAUCGUGACACAGAGAACUGGCAGUGGUCCAGUGGAGGUGAUGUCAUCUACUUCAACUGGGGACGAUACCUCUUCUGUGCUUCAGUGAAUUCAGAGGGAGAGUGGGAGGAUUCACUCUGCAGUCAGAGAAACUAUUUCAUGUGCUACAGCGAGACCAGCAACAUCACUGAGAGAUACACCCUGAUUGAAGAACUGAAAACCUGGACUGAAGCUCAGCAGUACUGUAGAGAACACCACACCGACCUCGUCAGUAUAAAGAACGCCAGUGAAAAUGAAGACCUAGUGAAGAAAGCGCAGGGCAAGCCCUUCUGGAUAGGCCUGUUCAAUGAGCCCUGGAAGUGGUCACACCAGGGGGAUAACUACACAUUUCACACCUGGAGCAAAGGGGAACCAAACAAUGAGGGAGGGGAUGAGAAAUGUGUGAUGAUGAAUAAGACUGGUGAAUGGUUUGACUAUGGCUGCAACUCUCAGAACUCCUUCUUCUGCUGUGAGGAUUCAGACCUAACAAGCCCCCCUUCCACUCCGGUCUCUCAAGAAGCAGAAUCCUCGAGGCCCCCUUCCACUCCGCUCUCUCAAGAUUCAGACCCCACAAGCCCCCCUUCCACUCCGGUCUCUCAAGUUACAGAAGGAGAAUCCUCGAGCCCCCCUUCCACUCCGCUCUCUCAAGAUUCAGACCCCACAAGCCCCCCUUCCACUCCGGUCUCUCAAGAAGCAGAAUCCUCGAGGCCCCCUUCCACUCCGCUCUCUCAAGAUAACAUGGCAACAGCAAGGGUCAAACUAAACGUACCCCAAGGAGUGAAUCUUGAGGACCCCAAAGUGAGCGAAGCCAUUUUAGAGCAGAUUCGGGAGCAUCUCUCCAAGAACUUUCCAAUGGACGGUGUUAAUCUGCGCUGGAGAAAACAAGACGGGGAGAUAUUCCACAAGGAGGAAGAGGAGGAGGAGGAGGAGAAGAAGAAGUACUUCAAGCCGUGAGAUACCAGCGCCCACAAUGACAAGCGGGGGCUUUCAGAGCAGCACUGUCUUAUAUUACUCUGACAUUAUCUACUGGUUUAUAUUACUCUGACAUUAUCUACUGGUUUAUAUUACUCUGACAUUAUCUACUGGUUUAUAUUACUCUGACAUUAUCUACUGGUUUA
Molecule: messenger RNA, 2543 nt
Organism: Acipenser ruthenus (sterlet)
Lineage: Eukaryota; Metazoa; Chordata; Actinopteri; Acipenseriformes; Acipenseridae
Product: macrophage mannose receptor 1-like
Exons: 17
Coding region: 1-2379 (792 amino acids)
Molecular function (GO): zinc ion binding; nucleic acid binding
Source: RefSeq, a predicted model, not a curated record